AUGGAAACUUACUACAGAAAAAGAUCCAAAAGAAUCAUUCAAGCCAACCUCGAAAUGGAUUACCUGAAAGGGCAAAAGCAUACCAGUGUCGCCUGUGCAGACACACCAGCUAUGGCCAGACAUGAAAACCAACCACUUAUGCCCACAGCAGAUAAUGACUCUACCCUUAAAUGCCACGGAGACAAUGAAAUUGUGGAAGCCAAGAUGAAAAUUUGGAUUGGUUCUAUUUACGAGAUUGAUCAUAUAUAUUUGCCUCCCAGAACUCCAGUUCAACUCAAGUCCAUCCGAGUAGCAAUGGUGAGCGAGACAAGUGCAUUGAACGUGGCAGUGAGGUUUCCGAGCAUGGAGUCACUACAAACAUACUUCAGCAACAGCAGUCGGGAGAUGUAUCCAGCUCUUGACGAGAAGUUUGUGAUGGGAAUAGCUCUGGCUAAUAAAGUGCUUCUCCGUCAAGUUCCUUCUCAUGAGUUUACUGAGAAGAAGCAUCUUCAUAGCUUCUGGUUGCUCAACUCCACUAAUUUGGCUGUUCCUCCAAAGCAUGGCAACUGCUUGUCUCAUCUCAAGGUCAAUGGAAUGGUUACCUGGGGAAUACGCCGUCAAGUCAAGUUUCUCGGCAGACAUGAGGAAAGCAACAACACCAAGUCUUCCUCCAGUUUCGUUCAAGGAGAUGAAAUCUCAAAGGUGGAGCUACCUGCAAAAGCUGACAAAGAAGAAGAAGAAGAAGAAGAUAAUGAGGAAGAUCAAGAGGAUGGAGUAAAGCAAGAAAAAGAUGAAGAAACAGAGGAGAACGAUGAUGAGGUUGUAGCAGAGAAGAUUCACAGGAACCUGAAGAGGAAAAGAUACAGCUUAAGAGCAACUACAACAAAAAAGGCAAAGAAAACAAGGGUUGAGAUGCAAAGGCAGAAAAACAGAACUAAGAAGAAAAACACAUGCAGGCAGUUGACUGUAUACAAAGACCCCAAAGACCGCUGGUCUACAGAGAGGUACAAGUUGGCGGAGAAGAACUUAAUGGAGGUGAUGAAGUCAAAGGGUGCAACUGCUAAUAACCCUAUUAUCAGACCAGAGUUGAGAGCAGAGGCACGAAAGCACAUUGGAGAUACGGGGCUGUUGGAUCAUUUGCUCAAACACAUGGCCGGUAAGAUUGCACCUGGAGGGACUGAACGUUUUCGACGCAGGCACAAUGCUGAGGGAGCAAUGGAGUAUUGGCUGGAAAGUGCUGACCUUGUUAACAUCAGGAAGGAGGCUGGUGUUAAUGAUCCUUAUUGGAUUCCACCACCUGGUUGGAAACUUGGAGACUCCCCGACUCAACACCCCAUCUGUGCCCAGGAAUUCAAGCGCCUCAAAAAUGAGAUUAUGGUACUCAAAAGAGACUGGGAGGAAAUGGUGCUUUCAAAGAAACAGUUGGAAGAAGAAGUUGGAAGGAUGAAAAGAAAGAUUGAGGAGCUUGAAUUGAAGAAGAAGCAACAAGAAAGCCAAUCCAUUUUGACUUCAAGGACAAUGGAAAAGUGCAAGAAACAAUUAAUGAUAGCCAAUUCAGAUUUUAUGGCAAAAAUGGAGGAAAAAAUUCUGAACCUGGUGUCUAAAAUGGAAAAAAAGGAAAGGUCAAUCUCGACAUUAAUGUUGUCAACUGAGCGAUUAGCUGAAGUAAAGGAAAAGCAAGUGGAACAAGAAAGUGAGAAACAGGGAGAGCAAGCAGUAGCAGCAAUGGAGAGAUCAAAAGUAGCUGCUGAUCAGAGCAAGGAGGUAACAGCAACAUUUAACCCCAAAAGAGCAAGAAAUAGUGCCCCAAGAGCUGAGGAAAAAGCAGCCAAGAUACAAAGGCUAAAGAGUGGGUUCAGACUGUGUAAACCCCAGGGUAGUUUCCUUUGGCCAAACAUGGUCCGCAAGAAUGGUGGUAACAACAUGUCCCCUCAGGUUGUGGUCCAGGUGGAAGAUCUUCAUAUGGUCCAAACACCACCCUCAGUGUCUUCUUCCAGUGCCAUAGCUCCUCCUUCAUUGCUGCCUUUUCAUAAGAACAGCCUGCCAGCUUCCCCUGUCAAGCCUGUCCCUGAAAGACGAGCAGUCACUGUUACUGUCUCCACCAUCUCUAGUGAAACUUGCUAUGGAGCUGGGGAUAACAUGAAUUACUCAGCUGGAAACAAGACAACUACUAUGAUCAACUUAAAUGAUGUCCCUCUUAACAAUGUUGGUGAAGGAUUUCGCCAAACCCCAACAUCAAGACAAACUAUAACCACAACUACUACUGUCAUGCCUCAUCAUGUGAGUAUAAUUUAUCCUGGAGUCAACAUCAACAAACCACGGCAAGCUUCAGUUGACGACAGCGCUAGCCAGAUUCAGCAACAAGCAAGCAAAUGCUGCUCUUCCUCUGCCACAUCCUUGCCCCAGGGAGCUGCAAGUUGGUUAGUUCUGGCUACUCCAAGAAACACCGACUCAAAUGAGUCCAUCAUUGGAUGAGAAGUGCAUAUUUAGGGGAACUUAUAAAUAGACUAGUACGUAGUAACUAAGACUAUUAAGUCGUCGUUUCCAAGCAUAGCUUGA
Lycium barbarum (goji berry) is the source of this 2538-nucleotide messenger RNA. Its product is annotated as protein DYAD-like. Gene Ontology annotation, biological process: reciprocal meiotic recombination; meiotic sister chromatid cohesion; meiotic cell cycle. The transcript has 10 exons. The record is from RefSeq and is a predicted model, not a curated record. Lineage: Eukaryota; Viridiplantae; Streptophyta; Magnoliopsida; Solanales; Solanaceae. The coding region runs from base 1 to 2454 and encodes 817 amino acids.